AUGAAGCUGUGUCGUGGCAAGAUAAGGGAUUAUGCCAAAAACUGUCAACUCGACGCGAUCGUUCAAGAGUACCUGAAGUCUCAUCCUGAUUAUGAUUUGACCAGUGAAGAGAAAUCAGCGAUAAAGGAACAGAUAGUCGAGUAUGAGGCACAGCUGCACUCUCAAAGCGCUCAACCUGAAGCUGGACAUCUAAUGGCAAAUGGGGCAGUGGAUGAGGAGGAGGAGGAAGAAGAAGACGAACCUACAACCUGCCCGUGGUGUCCCCUAACCACCUCCGCCACCGGCCUGCCAUGCUCUCAACACCGCACGUGCUUCGAAUGCGGCCUUCUGAUGCCCGCUCCUGGCGUCGCCGAACAGUUGAAUCUACGGGAUCCUGGAUGUGCGUUGUGCAAGCGGGAUGUGUGCUGCCUCCUCGCCAAUGACGACACACCCUGUCGUUGUGACCAACACACUUGUGCCUCUUCUCUCAACGAAAGCCGUAAUCAUUUGCCAUUUCACGCCAAGCUGAUAAAUGACGUGGAAACGGCCCACUUGCUGACGUACAAAGCCAACAAGCGCCUCAGCGAGGUUGAUUUCGUGGACGCAGUCCUCUCCCGCUUCGCCUCGUUGACACUGCAUGACUUCAAUGACGGCCUCGAUGUCGUCGCCUUGGGCUCAAUCACCCCGGACACGCGGCUCUGUCGGCAGUGCAGGGAUCUGUGCUUCUCGCGGCUGCUGUACGGCUGGAAGAUGAGCCUGCCGCCUGGUGACCAGCGUCUGUGGCCAUCACGUCCCAACUGCUACUACGGCUACAACUGCCACACCCAGCACAGGAGCUUGCAGCACGCCGCGAAGUACAACCACUGCUGUCCGCAGACUCGAUUUCAUUAA
Molecule: messenger RNA, 870 nt
Organism: Mesocestoides corti
Lineage: Eukaryota; Metazoa; Platyhelminthes; Cestoda; Cyclophyllidea; Mesocestoididae
Source: the annotation of a GenBank genome assembly